AAUACCACAAAAAGGAGACAUAUAUGCAUGCAUCUUGGGUUCCUAGGAUCCUAAGAAGGUUGAGGAAAUAAUUAGGAUGAUCUCAAAGGUGUUGUACAAGUACUUCCUCUUCUUCUACAAGGUCCUCCUAAGGAGGGUGAGGCUUGCACAUGGAUGCCAUGGGAAACUACAAAAGUCCCCUCCUCUUGAGAAGCUCUCCAACUCCAACCAAGCCAUAGUGUGUGAUGUGGAGGGAGGGCUCCUUAGGUCAUCCUCCACUUUCCCCUACUUCAUGCUUGUGGCCUUGGAGGGAGGAGGGUUCUUUAGGGGGCUUCUCCUCUUAGUUUUGUACCCUCUCCUUUGCUGUGUUGGGUGUGAGCUAGGGCUUAGGGUUAUGGUGAUGGUGUGCUUUUUUGGGAUCAAGAGGGAAGGGUUUAGGGUUGGGAAGGCCAUCUUGCCAAAGUUCCUCAUGGAGGAUGUGGGGUUGGUAGGGUUUGAGGCAUUGAACAAGGGCUCUAAGAGGGUUUGUGUUAGUAGAAUGCCAAGGGUGAUGGUGGAGGGUUUUUUGAAGGAUUACUUGGAGGUGGAGGUGGUGAUAGGGAGGGAGUUGAAGGAGUUUCAUGGUUACUACACUGGGCUUAUGGAGGAGGAAGGUGAGGCUAUGGAGAGAUUGGAUUUGAAGGAGUUGAUGGGGAUGGGAGAUGGAGUUGUUGGUAUGGGGGGAUAUGCAAGUUCUCUCCACCACCCCUUGUUCUCCCUUUGCAAGGAAGUAUACUUGGUGAGUGAAAUUGAGAAGAGGAAAUGGCAACCCCUACCAAGAGCAAUGUACCCUAAGCCCUUAGUAUUUCAUGAUGGAAGAAUAGCCUUCAAGCCAACUCCCUCCUCCACCCUCUCCAUGUUUCUUUGGCUCCCUCUCGGCGUCGCCCUCGCGAUCGCGCGUGCCGUCGUCUUCCUCUUCCUCCCUUUCAAGCUCGCCAUCCCCAUCCUUGCCCUCCUGGGCAUGAACAACACCGGCCGUUGCAUCCCUCGCUCCUCUUCUCCCUCUCCCUCAUCUCCGCAACUCUUCGUUUGCAACCACCGCACCCUCCUCGAUCCUCUCUACAUAUCCGCUGCCGUCAAACGAAACCUGACCGCCACAACAUACAGUCUGAGUCGCAUGUCGGAGCUCUUGUCGCCUAUAAAAACCAUUCGGCUAACGAGGAACAAGAAACUUGAUAGAGAGAAGAUGGAAAAGGUUCUCCAAGAUGAAGGCCUUGUGGUUUGCCCUGAGGGGACGACAUGUCGCGAGCCGUAUCUUCUACGGUUUAGCCCGCUUUUCGCCGAGCUAGGGCGCGAGAUCGUGCCCGUCGCGCUAGACUCACGGGUCGGGAUGUUCUACGGCACGACGGCCGGCGGGCUCAAGUGCUUGGAUCCAUUGUACUUCCUCAUGAACCCAAUACCUACUUAUAGGGUUGAGUUCUUAGAUAAGGUGGAUACUACAUCUAUUGAAGGGAGGGGUUGCAAUAGUGUGGAAGUGGCUAACUAUGUUCAAGAGAAAAUUGCAAAAGCUCUAGGGUUUGAGUGCACAAGUUUGACAAGGAGGGACAAGUACUUGAUGCUUGCAGGGAAUGAAGGGUUUGUGGAGGCAAAGAGGAGGUGAUAUAUAUAUCAUACACUACUAAGAAAAAAAAAAAAAAAAAAAAAAAACCUUUUCUAAUUGCAUUUUCUUUGUGAUAAUUUUGUUGGAACUUAGAAGUUUCAUCUUGCAUGAAAAAAGAAAGAUGUUUAUAUAACUUGCUUUAUUUGUUUCCUUUAUUAGAGCACAUAGUGCUGUUGCUGCACUCUAAUUCUUUUUUCAUGUAAUUAAGAGAAUAAGAUUUGUUGAUGUACAUUAAUUUAAUCAUCAACAUAUAUUGCACAACUUAAA
This is a messenger RNA of Ananas comosus (pineapple), 1885 nucleotides long. RefSeq names its product probable glycerol-3-phosphate acyltransferase 3. Gene Ontology annotation, cellular component: membrane. Bases 77 to 1618 code for a protein of 513 amino acids. The record is from RefSeq and is a predicted model, not a curated record. Gene Ontology annotation, biological process: cutin biosynthetic process. Gene Ontology annotation, molecular function: glycerol-3-phosphate 2-O-acyltransferase activity; phosphatase activity. The transcript is spliced from 3 exons. Lineage: Eukaryota; Viridiplantae; Streptophyta; Magnoliopsida; Poales; Bromeliaceae.